AUGCGGCUCUCUCCCUGCGCCUUGGUGCUCUUGGGGCUCCUGGGGGUCCUGUGCCAUGGCGGCGCGUCAGGUCUUCUUGAGCUCUCCUUGGGAAAAUUCAGGAACGUGCUACUUAACCAGACCAAUCCAGUGGAAGCUGUAAUCAGGAACAUUGCAAGCAAUGUGACUGUCAUUAUUUUUCAAGUACAUGCUCAGAAAAGCGAUGUGGUGAUAUCCUUUGAUAAGAAUCCAUCUGUGAACAGUUCAGGAACUGGAGUAGACAAAGGACUGGUUUCCAUCCUUCGACCCCAACAGAGCGUAUGUACAUGGUACCUUCGAUCACUGGAUGCUAGCCAGGUGCUCAGCACAGCUAUUUCUAUUCCGUAUAUGGAGAAAGAUCCUAUUCCUGGAGGCUGCAAUCUCGAAUUUGACUUGGAAGUGGAUCCGAAUAUUUACCUGGACUAUACAUUGGUUGAUAUACACAUCAAGUUUGCCCCUGCAAACUUGGGAUAUACCAGAGGAGCAAGCCCGCCGUCCUGUGAUUCAGGGACUGGUCAGAACUCCAGAUGGCGACUGCGCUAUGAUGUGUACCAGUACUUCUUACCAGAGAAUGAACUUUCUGAGAUGGUACUCAUGAGCCACAUACGGAAGAUGUCUGAGGUGCGAAGUAUCAAAGCUAACGGCAUUAAAAUGCUUACCCUGACAACUGAUGACAAGACCAAUGUUUACUUUUCCUCACUUCCUGGACAAGGUGUGAUCUACAAUGUCAUAGUAUGGGAUCCUCUUUGGAAUACAUCUGCUGCAUACAUACCUGUGCAUACAUAUGCCUGCAGCUUUGCUGACCUGGUGGAUAACUGCUCUUCUCUCAGCAAACUCUCUACCAAAGUAUUCUUCACUGCUUUUGCUGUGCUUGGUCUUUUCACUUGCUUUUUUGGACACAGAUUCUGGAAAACAGACUUAUUCUUCAUGGGCUUCAUAUUCACAGGAUUCUUCUUCUUUGUAUUCAUUACAAGGGUAACUGGCCUUGGUUAUGAUGUGCGUCUUCUUUUGACAGCAGUGGCUGGAAUUAUUGGAGGGUUUUUCCUGGUUGCAAGCUGGUGGAGAUUUGGCUCUGUCCUACUUUGUAUGUUUAUUAUUGGACUUGUGCUGGGAUUUCUCUUUUCAUCGACAGUUGUCUUCACUCCACUAGGAGACUACAGAGUCUUUCGUGAUGAUGUUGUGUUCUGGGUGACUUUUUCUUCUGUAGCCUUGAUGAUUCCAGUGCUUUUUGUUGGCUGUCCAAGAAUUCUAAACAUACUGGCCUGUGGAAUAGUAGGCUCUUAUGCAGUGAUCCUAGCUAUUGCUUGUUAUGUCUACACAAGUCUUGCUUAUAUCACAUUGGAUAUACUCCGAAGGAUUCUCAAUGAUUACUUCAGCAGAGCUUACACCAAUGUACCUUUUCAAACAAAUGACUUCAUUAUCCUGUCAGUGUGGGCAAUGCUAGCCCUCAGUGGAGUAACUGUGCAGCUUCGCCGAGAGAGAAGUGAAGUGCCCUUCCCACCGCACCCCUAUCUCACCUGGAAGCGGGAAAGGGAGCGCAGAAGCACUAAUGUGUUGGACCCUAGCCAUCAUAUCCCUCCCCUAAGAGAGAGGAUCCAUAACAAGCUACUGCAUAUCAAAGAAUUUUUUCAGAAAGAGCAACCGGCUGGGGAAAGAACUCCAUUGCUUCUAUAG
Messenger RNA from Pterocles gutturalis (yellow-throated sandgrouse), 1692 nucleotides. RefSeq names its product transmembrane 7 superfamily member 3 (gene TM7SF3). Bases 1 to 1692 code for a protein of 563 amino acids. The record is from RefSeq and is a predicted model, not a curated record. The transcript has 12 exons. Lineage: Eukaryota; Metazoa; Chordata; Aves; Pterocliformes; Pteroclidae.